Molecule: messenger RNA, 4629 nt
Organism: Diorhabda carinulata
Lineage: Eukaryota; Metazoa; Arthropoda; Insecta; Coleoptera; Chrysomelidae
Product: PR domain zinc finger protein 15-like
Exons: 7
Coding region: 198-2633 (811 amino acids)
Biological process (GO): regulation of DNA-templated transcription
Molecular function (GO): DNA-binding transcription factor activity, RNA polymerase II-specific; RNA polymerase II cis-regulatory region sequence-specific DNA binding; protein binding
Source: RefSeq, a predicted model, not a curated record
AUCUAAAUGUAGCCCACAUUAGACAGUCUAAGAGCCCACUACUUAACAUUAUCUAUCUGUAUAUGUUUAAAAUUUAGGGUUAAGUAAUUUUACAAAUAAUUAUAUAUUUUGUUCUAAUAUAUAUUUUUGCUUCAAUAACAUCGGUAUUUGAACCCCAAUUAACGAAAAUAAGUAUUAAUUGUAUCAUAGUAGCAAACAUGCAAAUUUGUGGAAUAUGUGGAAGUAGUCAUUCUCCAAUGGAUUGUGAUAUAAUUCAAAUUGUCUCUCAUAUUCCUGAUAAAAGUAUACCAUCUAAAGCUAGAUUAACUGUACCAGAAGAUUUGGAACUAAGAAAAAUGGCAGAUGGGUCUUACAAUAUAAUGGCUUUACGAACUAUUGAUAAAGGAACUCAAUUUGGUCCUUUACAAGCAAAAAAAUUAUGUACACUGUUACCUUCUAUAAAUUUUCCUGUACGUCUAUUUUAUAAUAAUGAAGGUGAUUUCUCUGAAUAUUAUUUAGAUACUAGUGAUGAGAACGAAUGUAACUGGAUGAUGUUUGUUACUCAUGCCAAAGAUUUUGAGGAACAAAACUUAAUUUGUUAUCAAGAUGGUGAAGAUAUAUAUUAUGUUACUAUUAAGGAUAUAUAUUUGAACGAGACCUUGAAAAUAUGGUAUUCUCCAUACUAUGCAUCUAAAAUGAACAGGGAUAUUUUAAUACCAAUUAAUAAUAAUAAAAAUACUCAAAAUUUGAAAAGUAACAAUUUCAUAGAUCACUUAGUUAGAAAUAAAAGCUCGAUAGCAUCAAGGGAAGUAUGGAGUUGUAAGUUUUGUGGAAGGCUGGAGAAAAAUCUGCCAGAAUUUGCAUCACACUUAUUGCAACAUUAUAAUUUUAAAACUAAGAGAUAUUGUCAUAUAUGCAAUUUUCUAUUCCGCAAAAAAGAGGGAUAUCAAAAACACAUGAAAUUCCUACAUUCAACUGAUGUAACUUUGGACUCAUCUGUACAAUUGAAUGAAAAAACUAAUUUGACUCAAAAUUCCGAUAUAAAAUUACAAAAUUUUCCAAAAGAUGCCUACAUUGGAGGACCUCUCCUAUUAAAUGAAUUGUUAAAUGACAGCAUGGAUAAUAAUGGCCUCACCCUCAAUUCUAAUAUGGAUACAAAUCACAUGGAUUUGGCAGUCAUAGAAAACCACAACAAUCUUUUUGAUAACGAAAAUUUGAAUUUAAACAUGGAAUAUAUACUCCCCGAUAAUGAAAGAGAGAUGGAUAAUUUCAAUUUUGAAUUAGCACCUCCCGAUAAUGAACAAUUUGUGUGUGAUAUUUGUCUUAAACCUUUCAAACAUUUAAAAGCUCUAAUUUGGCAUAUGAAUAUGCAUAUUGGAAAUUUCACCUGUUUUGAGUGUGAUAAGGUCUUUUCUCGAAAAGAAAAUUUGGAUUGCCACCCUUGUAAAGCUUUCUAUAAAUUGCAAUGUUCUCUCUGCGAAAAAUUGUUUUAUCAAAAGAAAUAUCUCACUCUACAUAUAAAACUUUAUCACAGCAAUUACUGUAAGUUUUGUAAACAGAUGUUUAAAACCGGGGAACUGUUGCAGGAUCAUAAUUGCCCAGAAAAAGAAAGAAGAAGCAAAAUCAAAUUUACAUGCGAUGAAUGUCAUAAAGUAUUUAAUCAUAAAACAAAUUUAAUUAUCCACAGGAAACGACAUAAACAAUCGGAAAAAUAUAAUUGUCCAAUAUGUAAUAAAAUAUUGGGUUCAUAUAAGACUUAUAGGAAACAUACUAAAAUACAUGAAGGGUGUAGUUAUAAAUGUGAUAUAUGUGACAGAAUUUUUAUGAGAAGUGAUAAUUUGAAAGUACAUAAGGAAAGCGUGCAUUUCGCUGCUGGAAAGGAAACUUGUGAAAUUUGCAAGAAAUCGUUUAAAACAAAAAAUCUUCUGAAAAAACACAUAAAACUACACGACAGUACAGCUGAAGUUAAAUGUCAAUACUGUCCGUUAAAAUACAAACAGCUUAAAUACUUGAAACAACAUAUAAAAAACCAACACAAUAUAAACAAAGUCACACAAUCUGCCCCAUUAAAUAAUGAUAAACAAUAUGCUUGUCCAAAAUGUGGCAAAAAAAUGAAAUUGGAGUCUUCUGUUAAACGUCAUCUCGAAGUAUUCCACGGCGAGUCUAAAACGGAAUACAAAUAUCUCAAGAAAGAAAAGAGAACUGAACAAAAAAAGGUUUCGAUAAGUAUAAUGCCAUUUUCUUGUCCCAAGUGUGACAAAAAAAUGAAGCAUGAGUAUUCAAUAAAACGCCACAUCGAAUCUGUUCAUCCGGAAUAUAAAGGCAAAUAUAAAUCUGUAAAAACGAAAUCAGAAACCAACAAACAAGUAGAAGAAGAUGAACUGACACAAGCUUUAGAAAACAUUAAUUAUAAUACUGAUGAGAUUAAUCGCGAAAUAACUAUAGAAAUUGAUAAAUUACUGAACAAUCCUGAAACAUUUACCAGCGACAGCAAUGAUAGAUUAGUGGAAAGUUUGAUUAAUACAGCAGUUGGGGAAAAUAAUUUGGAUAAUGAUGAUACUGGACAACAAAAAGAUGCUAUGUUGUCGAUGCCAGACUUGGAUUUGGAUCAUGAUUUAGAUUUAGUUAGUUGUAAGAAGACUGUUACAAUAUAACUUUUCUAUUUUUAGAUAAGCACCAAUGGUUGACACGUUUAGAUUUGUUUUUGAAAAUCCCGAUUUGUUCGAAAAAAGGUGAUGGGAAAUCGAAUUAACGAGGAACAUACUUCUGAAAGUCUACUAAAGCAAAUAUGCUAAUAUAGUAUUUAUUAUUAAUUUUAGUGGAACAAAUUGAAGUACAUUGAAGUGAAAAAACCAAUUGUCGACAUAUUUUUUACCUAAUAAUUGACAUUACUUUUAAAAUAAUUCUUAUAUAUUCUAGUGAUUGACAAUCGUAAUAUCGAUAAUGAAAUGUGAGUUUUCUAAUGUUUGGUAAUUCAUAUUUUACUAAUUAAUGGAGAAGUAUUGUUCAUUUUUGAAAUGCGGUCUGAGGCACCAAUAAUUGACAUAAAAAUCUCCAAUAUUUGACAGGUCUUGAUUUAUGGUAGUAAUAUUGUCGAAUAUUGUCAAGUGAAACAAAUAAGGAAUUUUUAUAUGCACAUAUAAAUAUACGCACAAAAAAUACAACGAAAAUUUGAUAUUUAGAUAAUUUUUUUAACCAUCUACAUCAAUUUAAAAAUGAGUAAAUGGGUGAAAACAAUGAAAGCAGCGCUACAGAAGACGAGGUGGUCGAGGAAGAGAUUAGUGCGAAGAAGACUUAUAAGAGAAAUAAGAUAAAACGUGAUUAGAGUGCAGGGGCAUGCUUACAAAAACUUCAAAGGAAAGCAGUAGCAGCCAAGACUGUUAGCAAACCUUGCAAGUAAGUUCUGUGAUAAUUUAGUCUCAAUAAAUUUUAUUUAAUUUGUACCAAAGUUGGCAAAAUCUAUCCCUGUAGGAUUUCUUGGAAUGGUGCUUGUAGGAUUUUGUAACUAUUGAACCUAAGAAGUUUAAAUUCUGCCAGAAUGCAUCGCGUAGUCUACAAAAUGUCAAACAAAAAUGAAUGCCUAAGAUCACACUUCUGUUGAAAGUCAAAUUAACUACUUCAUAUAAACGAGGUAUCAAUCUAAUUUUUACGGAACAGCAAAAUAUCAUUAUUUAUGAACACAUAAAACAGAGUCACUGCUCUGGAAUCUAUAACAUCACUCAGUAAGUCUUGUGACUGACACAGAUAACGUUGUCAUUGUCAAAUCCAUAUGACGUUUAUGAAGUACCAACUUUCGAAAGAUUGUGUAAAAGUUCAUUACAUUUCGAUUAUUCAGAAAAAAGUAUUUUCAAAACAAUGGAUUCAAAACAAUUUCUUGUAAUAAUAUAUUAAUGCUUCUUGAUGAGAAAAAAAAAAUACUGUAGAAGCUCAGGAAUGGCUUCAUAAGUGUUAUCCGGACUCUACUCAAUCGAAAAGAACCAUUCAGACACCUAUGAUGGUGAACGUUCUAGUCGGCCAAUUGAGGUGGUUACUACAGAAAACACCAUAUAAGAAAUGAACAGAAAUGUCAUCAAAUGGUAUAUGGAUGACUCCAAAACAGCAGUCAGUACUGAAAUAAGAGUGUACGGGUCUAGAACUAAACCCUCUGAAAGCCUGGGUAACAAACCAAGGAUAUUUCAAGCAGAAAAUAUGACUUGAACCUUUUUGUGGUAUCAGCUACGGAACAAUAAAGCACUGGAAAAGAAGGUAGAUAGGGUUUAAAACCAAAUACUGGGCCAACCUAUAGGAGUCGAGAUACAGGCCAAGACACUCUUAGGGUAGCUAUAACCAGUGAAGAUCUAUUGAAUGUAUAAAACUACAAAUACUAACAGAAGACAUGUCAGGGCACUCUCGUCUCAAUGGUUAUCUGGAGAUGCUAGAUUUGACAUAUUCUAUGUCGCAGAGGACGAAACCUCCAUUCACAUUCUCUAGAUGUGUGAAGAAAUAUUAUGAAACUCCAGAGCACUACACCUGGAAGCAUAUGAUAUGAAAGACGAAGAUCUCUAUAACUAGAAUCAUCCCUCAUUCUGACUUUUUUAAAAGGAGUGAGAUUAGUAUAUCAGCUGUAAACACUGAGGAAUGCCACUGUCACAGCGCGAAAAAAAGACACAA